AUGGCUUCCGAUGCUCCCGUCGUUCCCACGGCCUAUGAGCCCAAGGACAUGAAGUUCCGUUACCUGGGUAACACCGGUCUCCAAGUUUCCCUCUUCUCCCUCGGUGGCUGGCUCACCUACGGUGGUACCCAGAAGGGCGAGGUUGUCAAGAAGUGCCUCCAGACUGCCUGGGACCAUGGCAUUCAAACCUUUGACACCGCCGAGAUCUAUGCCAACGGCGCUUCCGAGGUCGAGAUGGGUCAGGCCCUCAAGGAGCUCGGCUGGCCCCGUGACGAGUACGUCUUGACCACCAAGGUCUUCUUCGGUACCGGCCGCAAGGAGCCCAACACCCGCGGUCUCAGCCGCAAGCACGUCGUCGAGGGUCUCAAGGCCUCCAUCCAACGUCUCCAGACCCCUUACGUUGAUGUCGUCUUCGCCCACCGUCCCGACGCCGCCACCCCCAUGCUCGAGAUCGUCGAGGGCUUCACCCAGGUCAUCCGCAACCUCAACCUCGCCUACUACUGGGGUACCUCUGAGUGGAGCGCCGUCCAGAUCAAGGAGGCCAUCCACCUCGCCGAGAAGCACAACCUGAUUGCCCCCGUCGUCGAGCAGCCCCAGUACAACGCCUUCCACCGCGAGCGCUUCGAGGUCGAGUACGCUCCCCUCUACAAGGACCACGGCUACGGCACCACCAUCUGGUCUCCUCUCGCCAGCGGCUUGCUCACCGGCAAGUACAACGACGGCAUUCCCGAGGACUCUCGCUUCGCCACCAACAAGGCCUUCUUCGAGAACACCAUUAAGCAACUGCAGAGUGAGGAGGGUCAGGCCAAGAUCGAGAAGGUCCGCAAGUUGACCAAGAUCGCCGAGCGCCUCGGUGCCACCGUCACUCACCUUUCUCUUGCCUGGGCUGCCAAGAACCCCAACGUCAGCACUGUCAUUCUCGGUGCUACCAAGGUCGAGCAGAUUGAGGAUAACCUCAAGGCUCUGCCCCUUAUCGACAAGCUCACUCCUGAAAUCAUGGAGGAGAUUGAGGCUGUUCUUGACAACAAGCCUACGCCUCCUGCCACCUACGGCCGUGACAGGUAA
This is a messenger RNA of Neurospora tetraspora, 1065 nucleotides long. RefSeq names its product voltage-gated potassium channel beta-2 subunit. Lineage: Eukaryota; Fungi; Ascomycota; Sordariomycetes; Sordariales; Sordariaceae. The record is from RefSeq and is a predicted model, not a curated record. The transcript is spliced from 2 exons. The coding region runs from base 1 to 1065 and encodes 354 amino acids.